UGAUUCUAUGGUGGGGAUGGGCUGAUUGUUGGACUAAAUGAUCUUAGAGGUCUUUGCCACAGGUUCAGCCCAGAUUUUUGGUUUAAUGCUGGUAGGCACCUCCAUUGUAUUAUUAUGAAUGGUUAUUUUAGUAAAUAUGGGUUGAGCCCUUGAGAGCGGCAGGAAGAAUUCCUCUUCCUUUAAACUGUAUGCAGAAUUUGAUUGGAGAGCAAAGCGGGAGCUGACGGACUUGCUUGGCCACAUUCUGAUACGUUUCUAAAUGGACAGAAAUAGAAGCAGCUUUUGCACAGAAUCAAAGCCACAUGAUAGGUCUGGUGGCCUGCAUCCCAAAGGUGCUUCCAAGGAAUGUGUAUUUGGCAUUGGCCCUUUGUAUUUUUGCAGUCACAGGGAUGCAGAGUUUCAUAUGGGGGAAUCACUUGACAGUUCAGCCUAAGUUGUUUGAUUUAGAGUUUGAUUUCCUCUCUGUGGGGAGAGCUCCUUAGAUAUAAGGAAAAAAAAAUCUUUUACAGUGGGUGGUGAGGCACUGGAACAGGUUACCUAGUGCUGUGGUUGAUGACCCUGGAAAUUUCCAAGGCAAGUCUGGAUAAGGCCCUGGGCAACCUGAUCUAGCUGUGGUGUCCCUAUUCAUUGCAGGGGAGUUGGACCAGGGAGCCUUCAGAGGUCUCAUCUAACUCUAAGGAUUCUUCAGUUCUAUGAGGUGGUGCAGGUGGUCAUUCAUUUUUUCCAGUGUGGCUUUUUAAAUGAGUCAUCUGACUCUUUAAAACACUGGAGUGCUGCAGGAUAAAAAUAAACUGGGGUGUGAUGGUUGUGUCAGAACAAUCUUGGCUUUGGCAGCAGUGCUGUGUUACAGUUUGUGAAGACGGAGGAGUUGCAGAGAUGUGAAGAAAUGCGGGUAAGAAAUGGAAGGAUGGUCAGGUCCUUCCUGUCAGUCUCCAUGCCCACACAUUGAUUGCACUGAGACAGCUGAUGAGGAGCAAUAGCUACUGGAUUUAGUUUGAAAGUCCAGCAGGUGCAUCCUCACCGUGUGGGUCUGUGCAAACAACGUGUAGGAAAAUCUCAGCAGAUGGCAGUUUUGUUGGUGGGUACCAAAAUAAAGCCUUCUUACAGCCUGGUUUAGGAGUUUAGCUUUCUGUUGUGUACUUUUAAUUACUCAGAAAUAUCUUCAUGUAAGUAUUGUUCCUUUUUGUUGUUGUUGUUUGUUUUUUAAUUAUUUAUAUUCACGUAGAAAUCCUUUUUCAUGUGGAUUAUUAAGAACCAAAGCCACGUCUUUUUGCACUACAAGUUUUGGCAAUUGUUUCUCUUGUGGUAAUCUUUAGCUAUAGAUAUUCAGAGCACGCUACUGUUGUCUUCUCAGUCAGUUCUUAUUGCUUCAGUCUUCAGGACUGAUGCAAAGAGUACCCCGUGUUGAUGAUACAAUAUAAUUAGACCUGUUGCAGUAAGCAAGAGAAAUGUGUAGGUCGAGUUUUAAAAUGCUUCUGAAAUGCACCAGUGUACAAGAAACAAGUUGGAAUCUAACUUAUUUUUUACUCCUAAAAUAUUACAAUCUGUAUUUUGAACCCAAACUGUAACCAAUUAUUUCUUCAAAAAUAAAGUGUGCCUUUUUGGAUUUAUUUAUUUUUACAGCUUUUUGUGAGUUAUUAGAAAGAUGAAGUGCUGAUUUACGGUAAGCAUGGCAAAAGAUAAAGGUGAUAACAUAUAAGUCGGGGAUUUCAGGAGCAUUCGUGUCACUUUCUGUUCUAACCUUGAUAGUCUUUUUCAGUGUCUACCAAGCAAGUGUAAACUCUUAACCCAGAGCUUCAUUUGGUCCUUCAUGUAACUGACUGAUCCAGCAGAAAAUGUCUGAUGCCAUGAAUACAACUCGUUGAACUUCUGCUUCUGCAUCACAGUGUUCAGUCAAUUCACCAGAUACAUCAGGACAUUCAAAAACAUAAAAGAGAUGUGUGAAAAUAGGACCAAAAGUGCAACUUACAAGAAAAGACGUUCAGUUAAGACACAUGAGAAUGAGCCUAGAAACUUGUUCUGGCAGGAAAUGACUUAGAUACGUACCAACACCAGUUCAUGGAGCUUCAUCAAAGACUACUGUAUGCUGAAAAAGAAAAUAAGAAAAGAUCGCAUGAGCUGAGCAGUGCACUAGAUGAAAUAAAACAUAUAGUUGCCAAAAGAAUUAACUUGACAACAAAUCAUACAGAUGGCAUGAAACUAUUAAAUGUCACCAGAAAACUCCCUGUGCAUCUUACAAACCUGUACUACUACCUACCUCACCUUCGAGAAUAUGAAGAUGCCAUUUUUCCAAAUGUUAUUAUCGGACAACAGAGAACUGGAGUCUCACUGGUGAUAGGUAUUCCUACCGUGAAAAGGGAAAAACAAAGUUACCUGAUGAGCACGCUGCGUUCCUUAUUGUAUGGACUUUCUGAAAAGCAGAAGAAUGACUGUGUAAUAAUCAUUUUUGUAGCAGAGGUGAAUGCAGAAUAUGUUAACAGUGUUGCUGAAAGGAUUAAAACCAGCUUCCCCAGAGAAGUCCAGUCUGGUGUCCUAGAGAUUAUUUCUCCUCCUGCUUCUUAUUAUCCAGAUCUUUCCAAUCUGAAGAAAACAUUUGGGGAUUCGGAGGACAGAGUAAGGUGGAGAACGAAACAGAAUUUGGAUUAUAGCUUUUUAAUGCUGUAUGCUCAACCUAAGGGAACAUUUUAUUUACAGCUGGAAGAUGAUAUUAUAGCCAAGCCUGAUUACAUUCAAAGCAUAGAAAACUUUGCUGCCCGACAGUCCCCAGGGUGGUUGUUUCUUGAGUUCUCCCAGCUUGGAUUUAUUGGAAAACUGUUUAAAUCAGAAGACUUGCCACUUAUUGUAGAAUUUUUUCUGAUGUUCUAUAAGGAUAAGCCCAUAGACUGGCUUCUUGACCACCUGCUCUGGGUCAAAGUGUGCAAUCCAGAGAAGAAUGCAGCACACUGUGAAAAGGAAAAGGCAAGGUUACGUAUCCGUGCUAAGCCAUCUCUCUUUCAGCAUAUGGGACUUCAUUCAUCAUUGUCUGGGAAGAUACAGAAUUUGAAAGAUAAAGAUUUUGGCAUAAGUGUGCUACAUCAUGCACAUAAUAAUCCACCUGCAAAACUGGAUACAAGUCUAAGAAUAUACCAGCAGUAUACCUUGGAAAACGUUUAUGAAGGAAAAGGCUAUUUCUGGGCUUCAGCUCCAAUGGCUGGGGACUAUAUCAGCUUCACCUUUUUGAAGCCACUAAAAGUAGAAAAAUACUUUUUUAAAAGUGGAAAUAUGGAUUACCCUGGAGAUAUACUACAUGACACUACUGUGGAAGUGCUGCCAGCUGAUGAAGCUGUAAGGAAAGGACUUGUUGGCAACAGAAGUAAAUUUAACUACACUGCAACCAAAGACGGAUAUUUAAAGAUAGGAGCUUUUGAAAAUGGAAUUGCAGAAGGCAGCAUUGAUGUGGCAGUAGGAGAAAUACUGGCUAUUCGUCUAUUAGUCAAUUCUGAUUCCCCUGUAUGGGCAAUACUUAGUGAGGUACUUAUCAAGAUGGCUGAAAACUGAUAACUGGAAAAAGUCUAUUUUUGACCUGUCACUUGUUACAGACUCAUUUGAAGACUUAUCAAACAGCAACAGAACUCUGAGUGGAUAAAUAAAUCCAGACCCAAUACUGUGUAUUGGCAAAGAAUGGAGAUAAUUGUUUAAAAAAAAAAUUUUUUUUUUAAAUUGUUAAAACUUUAUGUAACAAAUAUUAAAAGCUAUGAAAAACUUGAUUAUGUUAGAAAUAUCCAUAAAAUGCUGUUGAUUCAGCCGCUCUGUAUAAAAAUCCCAUCUCAGUUGGACAACGUUAUGUAUUACUGUAAGGAAUUGACACUACAGGCAUCGCAAGCAACCUCAGGGACGAAACAGGACAGUAUAUUUCUAGGUCACUAGAAUGAAAUACAUGGAAAAUUGGUAUGACACGUGUAACUCUAUUUUUGUCAGAAGAAAAUCUAUUGAAAUAA
Coturnix japonica (Japanese quail) is the source of this 3977-nucleotide messenger RNA. The record is from RefSeq and is a predicted model, not a curated record. Lineage: Eukaryota; Metazoa; Chordata; Aves; Galliformes; Phasianidae.